AAGAGGCUCCUCAACAACUAUAAAAAAUUAAAGAUUUUACUGGAGUUGUGCCUUAAACAAAGAAGAAACAGUCAGUUUAGCUUCAUUGAUCAUCUUUGAGAGCAUCAUUAGCAUUCUGAUCAGAAACACUUUUUUUUUUCGUUACCUCAAGAAUUGUUCAAUGGAAAUACUCUUUAAUGUUGCAAGUGGCUUUGUUGUUGAGGUGGGUAAGUGCACGUGUAGAUGCAUCUAUCCUAAGAUUGAAGAUGCUGUCCAUUUUUCAUCAAAUAUUGAAAAUCUAAGGAAGAAAAUGGAUAAGCUAACAAAGUAUAGAGAUGAUAUCAAAGGAGAGGUGGAAGGAGCUAAAGAAGAAGGCUAUAAACCAAAACCGGAUGUUCUCAAGUGGAUCGAAGAUGUCCACACACUGGAGAAUGAUUGGGUAUCUAUGCAAGACCGCAUUGCGGCUGAGUGUUGUCCAAAAUGCAGCCUUCUCAGUGAAGUCUCCACUAAAGUACAGAACAUCCAAGAUCAAAUUUGCACCCUUAUAAACAAGAGAGAAAGCUUUGGAUCCAAUUUGGUGGUAGAAAAUUACCAGAUGAGAAGAGUUGAGUUCAUCCCGGGACCAUCACUAGAAGGCCAGUCAGCAGCAACAAAAAAUCUCAACAAAAUCCUACAACUAUUAGAAGAUGAUAAGAUAUGCAUCAUUGGUGUGUGGGGUGCAGCAGGAGUCGGCAAAACGAUUUUGGUGAAGAAUCUAAAUAAUGAGCUCCGAAAUACUGCGCCAAGCUCCAAACUGUUUUUUGGUGUUGUGAUAUGGGUUACAAUUCCCAAACCGCCAACAUACAUAAGAGAUGUUCAAGCACAAGUGGCCAAACAGCCAACAGAAAUAAGAGGAGAUGUUCAAGCACAAAUUGCCAAGCGAUUAAACCUAGAGGUAGAUGACAAGGGAAGUGUAGAAAGCAUAGCCGGAAAAAUCUAUCAAAGGCUCAAGCAAGAAAAGAGUUUCCUUCUUAUAUUGGAUGAUGUUUGGGAAGAUAUAAAUUUGGUUGAUGUAGGUGUGCCCCAACCUGAAGAUGCCGGAAGAAGCAAGGUAAUAUUAACUUCCCGUUUUUUGAAUGUUUGUACGCAAAUGAAAUCAAACAUCCAACUGAAGAUUGACACAUUGGAUGAGGAUGAAUCUUGGCAACUUUUUGUCAAACAUGCCGGUGAUAAUGCCAAUCUGGAGCAUAUUCGUCCAUUAGCAAAGAAACUUGCAAGAGAGUGUGAUGGUUUACCUUUAGCAAUCACUACUAUUGGACAAUCUAUGAGGGGAAAGAUGAAGGUCGAGCUUUGGAAAGAUGCUUUGAAAUCACUUAGCAUAUCCGAACCCCAUAAAGAUGUAGAAAAUAAGGUUUACCAGGUCAUCAAGUUGAGUUUUAAUUAUUUAGUAUCUCAGGAUAUUGAAUCAUCCUCAGAGCAAAGAAGCAAACAUGUGAAGAAGAGGAGAGGUGACAUUCAAAGUUGUUUCUUGUAUUGCUCCUUAUAUCCAGCGGCUAUUCCACAAGAUGAUAUCAUACAUUCUUGGUGGGCAGAGGGGUUCCUUGGUGAACAUGACACAUACGAUGAAGCCUACAACAGGGGAAUCACAACGAUUGAGAGUCUAAAAGGUGCCUGCUUGCUAGAAGACCAUGAGAUGGAUGAGAUGGAUUCUGUGAAGAUGCAUGACGUGGUUCGUGAUGUUGCUAGAUGGAUAGCCAAUUCCUCAGGGAAUGAACACAAUUCUCUCAUUCGAGCUGGAAAUGGGUUGACUGACAUAUCACAUAUUAAAAUGUCGGCUUCUGUGAAGAGAAUAUCUUUCAUAAGCAACAAAAUUGACCGAGUACCUGAUUCCUUCAUGGAAUGUCCAGAAACAACAACAUUACUUUUGCAAGAUAAUCACCUUGAGAACAUUCCCCGUGAUUUCUUUUUGGCAUUUCCAAAUUUAAGAGUUCUGAAUCUGAGUGGCACUGGUAUUAGAGCACUGCCUUCUUCCAUCAAUAGCUUAUAUCAACUGCAUGCUCUUAUACUAGGAAGUUGCAGGGCGCUGAAACAGUUACAACCUCUUGGUGAUCUUUGCAAUUUACACGUGCUUGAUUGUAAUAAUACAGAGUUGUGUCGUCUUCCACGAGGAAUGGACAAGUUGAAAAAUCUGAGGCUAUUAAAUCUGCCUGCAGCUUCUUUAAAGAGCAUCAAACGAGGAUUUUUCCUCAAUUUGUCUAGCAUUGAAAUGUUAAAUAUGACGGAGACUGAGAGUAAUUUCCUUCACACAUGGGUCAGUGAGAUUCUUCUUGGACCAACUUCUUUUGAUGAGAUAUCAUCGCUACACAAUCUGACUUCUCUUUUUAUUAAAUUGGAUAGAUCAUCAAUUGGCAAUAGGGACUACACCUGGAUGACUAGAUUGAAAAACUUUCGUAUUGAAGUUGGGAGAUAUAAAAUGCCAAUAAAAUCCAAAAAGUCAGAAAAGACGAUACGCGUCUCCCAGUGUGAAAAUUUCAGUAACGGAGAGCUCUCAGGCAUGUUGAAAUUUGCCUCGGAUUUGUACUUGGUAGAAUGCAGCGGUCUCAGGAAGUUGUUUGCCUACAACAGUCUUGAUGGAUUAAAAUCACUCUAUAUUUAUGAUUGUUAUUGUGAUUUCGAACCAGCGGAAGAAGGAAGUGGACAGAUUGACCCUUUUCCAAAUCUGGAAGAUCUCAAACUCAGCCACGUAGAUCGUCUAAACAGUGUCUCUGAUUUCUGUCAUCAUCUCGGUCUAAGAUUUUCUAAAUUACGCCGACUCGAUAUAAACUCUUGUGAUAGUCUAACAUGUCUUUUUAACGUUGGGGGAGCUUUUUCUGUACCCAAGCACUUGGAAGAAAUCACAAUUAACUGUUGUGACCAGCUGGUAGAGUUGUUUGUGCAAUGCGGCUCAAGUCAGACGACACUUGUCAACUUAGAAAUUCCAAGAGUUCGGAAGUUAAAGUUGAGAUUACCACCAAAAUUAGGAACCUUGGGGGAGCCACAGAGUAUGUGGGAACACAUUCAGGAACUUAUCUUAGAAGGUCCUAAUCAAAUAAGGAAGUUGCCUCUCUCUAUUCAAACCUCCGAAAACAUCAAAGUAAUAAGAGGAACAUCAAAAUGGUGGAGCCAAUUAGAGUGGGAUGACGACAACUUCAAGUCAAAUUUAGAGCGUUGUUUCAUAGAAUCCCUCUGGUAGAAGGAUCAAAGUUU
Molecule: messenger RNA, 3204 nt
Organism: Lycium ferocissimum
Lineage: Eukaryota; Viridiplantae; Streptophyta; Magnoliopsida; Solanales; Solanaceae
Product: disease resistance protein At4g27190-like
Exons: 2
Coding region: 161-3190 (1009 amino acids)
Molecular function (GO): protein binding; ADP binding
Source: RefSeq, a predicted model, not a curated record